AGACACUGCGCUGGGCGGGUAGAGCGCUCCGCUUGUGAAAUUGUCUUUUGCUGAGCGGGUUUUCGUUUUCUUCCAAUUUUUUUUUUCGUCUGAGCAAAAGCCAAACCAAAUGCAUCCUUUCAGUUACAAUGGAGUUGCAACCCCGGGAGGACCCGGCGGGAUCCGCAGAAGCCCCUUGGACACUACAGCCGCUGGAGGAACGAAAGGGGCGCACUCUCGGGGGCAGGCUUCGCGCUGCCUGCGCGCGGGGCGAGGGGAGCACCGUAGCGUUCUCCGCGCUCCGGAGGACGCCGACCCGCGUGGGGAGAAUUCGCCCCCGCCCGGGUUUCGGCCGCGGCGUCGCGGCCACUUUGGAGACACUCCCUGGCUCCGGCCAGGCGGACCGAGGCGUGACUCGCAGGUGCCCACGCGUGCCAGCUGCGGCUGGGCUAGGGACGCAGGGUCGCCCAGUGGGGAGUGGGGACCUGACUCUCGAAAUUCGUUGCAGAAUGGAGGGGGCUGUGGUCGCGCAUGGGAACCCGCUCGCGGCUCAGCGGGUCUAGGGACUUCGGGUUACCGAAUGUCAAAGGCGCGGGCAGCUCAUAGUUAGAGCAAAUCGCAGGAUUUUUUUUGGAAACGCGAGUGGUGAGCCCCUUCCGGCUCCAGUCCAGUCUGGGCACUGGAACCACUCCCCGUUCUGCCCGCGCCUCAGUGACUGUCUAUUCGGGCCCAGGGCACCGUGGACAGGACCGCACACGAAGUAGUCACCUUCCGCUGCAGCUUUGGGGAGACAAGCGGAAUCAUUUUCUUCCACCUAAUUCUAAAAUCGUUAGAUUUAAACUCUUUGAGUGUCGCACCCCUGGCCUGGGCUCUUCCUCCUGCCCCUUGUGGUGCGGACAGUGGUGAGAGCUCGGAUGUACUGUUGGCCAGAAGUGUGUUCAAAUUUGGACUGGCCACUUCCUAGCUGAGUGACCUUGAGUAAGUGACUCCAUAUAUUUAGGUUUCGGUUUUCUCGUUUGCAAAAAGGGAAAUAAUGCGUGCAUGCAGGUUGUUUGUGAGCCGCGAGUGAGAUAUUGAGGGAGCGCAGAGCACUGGGCCUGGCACGUAGUGGGCACUGGGAAGCGUGGCUCACCUCGCACUGCAUCCCCCCAGAGUAAUGGCUGAUAUAUUAUUGUUGUGACUCUUGUUUAUUUUGUUGGCAGUUUUAUUUUAUUUGCAGGGGCUCAGUACGUUGGAGAGAAAGGUGUUUGUCUACCAGUAGGGUCAGUUUCAGAGGACGGGGAAGGACAGGAGGUGCAGGUUGGGGAUUCUUUCUAUCUUCUCCCAACAAUCCAAAGGCGUCAGGAUUUGCAGGGCCUCCAGGCCUGGGUCUGGAGUUAGGUCACUUGCCCGCUGUGUGACCUUGGGCAAGUUACUGGCCCUUGCUGAGCCUUCCUGGUGGGUGUGGAGAGGGAGGCCCAACAGUGAGGGGUGAAAGCUGCAGGAUGCCUGGGGUCUGGGCAAGUGCUCCCUCACUCGCUUCCAGCGACAAGGAUCCUCAGAUGGGGUAGAUGCCAUUGCUCUGGCCCCAGGGGGCUUCCUGCUUCUAAUUCAGGCUCUGCCACUGGCAGGGUGGGGGCUGUGGGGUCCCUAACUGCCCCUCCCAGAACCGCAUUUUCCUUAUUUGUAAAACAAAAAGGGCACCAGCUACCCCCAGGGUGGCUGUGAGAACCAAAUGAGAUAGCAUCUGUGGAAGUGCCUGUGAGAAACUCUGGCGGUUAUAUUAUAAUAACUUUAAUGACAACUAUAAAGCUACUGUAGCUGAGAACCUAGCCUGUGCCAGGCAGGGAGGUGGACACUUAUUUAUUCUUCACAAUGACCCUGUGAGGAAAGGGCUGUUAGUGGCCCCAAUUUCUCACUAAUGAGGGAAUUGAGGCUUUGAGAGUUCAAGGGAAGCACAGCUCCCCACUUGCGGGCUGGAGUUGGCACCUCACCAGCUCCUCUUCCCUUCUGGCUUCCAGUGUCCCGGACUCAGGGCUGCCCUUGUCACUUCAGACACUGUUAAAUCGGGACAACAAGGCCCACCGCACAGAGGUUUGUGGCACGGAACUAAGGUGUUGGUGGUACAGCACUGCUCCCAGGGUGUGUGCUUAAGAAUGGGAUUCUCACCUCCGUUUACCAGCUGUGGACUCUGAAUUAUUCAUCUUCUUUGUGCCUCAGUUUUCUCAUCUAGUAAAUAAACCUCAUGAUUCAAUAAGCUCCUCCAGGUAAAACCUGGCAUGGGUCAGGGCUCUGCUUCAUUGCUUGGGUUCUGGCUUCCUGAGAUCCACGGUUCCUCAUGGUCCAGCCCUGUCAUCCAGAUGAAGGUGCUUUGGGCCACUAAUCAUAAGCCUCCUUUCACUUCCUAUCCAGAUAGCUCUUAGGCAGCUCAGGAAUGGGGGUAACUUGGGUCAGGCAUGAGAACUCUGAGAAUCCUAGGACAGUGGUUCUCAGAGUGUGUUCCCAGAGCAGCAGCAUCAGCAUCACUGGAGAAUUUGUUAGAAAUGCAAAUUCCUGGACCCUCGCCAGACCUACGGAAUCAGAACUCUGGGGUAGGACUCGGCAGUCUGUGUUUAACAAGCCCUCCAGGCGACACUGAUGCCUGCUCAACUCUGGAAGCCAAUGCCCAGAAUGCUGUCCAUUUCAUCCGAGUUUUCAAAUGUGUUGUUACAACACUGUGGGAAGAUUGUCUCAGAAUUUGCAACUCUCAUACGAAUCUGUACUAAUACCUUCCACUUCUCAUUCCCAGUGUUGCUCAUUCAUGUCUUCUCCUGAUCAUACUUGCCAAAGGUUUGUUAUUUUGUUGGUUUUUAAAAAAGCCUUUGAUGUCUUAUCCCCUUUUAAAAUGCCACCUCUUUCAUGAAUGUUGUGGUUUCAAAAAUUAUUUAUUUCUUCUUUGCUGAGUUGAAAAUUUGUCAAAUUUUCUUUCUUUUUAAAUAAAUGCAUUCGAGGGCAUACAUUUUCCUCUGAGCACUGUUUUGGCCAGAUAUGUUCUGAUAUGUAUUUGGUGUUCCUGAGGUUGUAAUUUCUUGCUGCCCUUGUAAUUUACCUGCUGUCACUUGAACAGUGAGGCACACACACUGAAAGAGAUUAGGAAAUGAGAAUUGUAAGAACCGGGACCAGGAUUCCUGGAGCUAGAGAGACCUUCAGGACGCAGCACAUCCUCUCCUCUUCUCCAUGAAGAAGCUGGGAGAAAGGGGUGCAGCUGGUGGAGGCUUUGCUGAGAGUCAUCUAGAAGAUGGUGGGGCUUCAGGGGUGACAGAAAAGAUGCUGGGAUUUCCAACUGGCCCAGGAACCCAGCUGUGGGAGGCUCCUCCAGGCUCAUUCUGCCAUUGACUUCCUGAGUGAAAUGGGACUGCAUUUCCCCAUCUGUGAAAUGGGGGUAGAGACUGAAUCAGGACUUGAAAAGUAUUUGGGUCAGCUACCCUAUUUGAAACACCGAUGAAAAUAUUGUGGUCUGCUUCCGUAGAAAAGGACAGAAACACAAUUUGGCACAUACACCAUGUCACAGGUGGCUGACCUGCCGUGCUGUUCUUAGCUCACACACCCUAGUUAGGAGUCCCUAUGGGCCCUUCCAGUUUUCCUGAUGGAAGGCUCUAAAGACACUUGCCCAAAUUUAUUCGCCCAUUCAUUUAUUUAUUCAGCGAAUAUUUACUGAGCACCUACUCACAUUUCCUGGACCAUACCCCAGUGCAGGGGCUUGGUUUCCCCAUCUCACAGUGGGGACAAAGCAGUCUGGGCUCUUCAUCACUGCUUCCCCCAGUGGGCAGGAUGUGGGGAAGAACCUUCCUGAGGAGGUCUGAUCAGUCUCAAGAGUCUGCCAGCCAGUGGAAGGAAAAGGGCACGUAGUGGAAAGGGGUGAGCUGGGAUUUGAACCCAGGACUUUUAGACUACAAAGCCCACACUUUCUCCUUUACCUUACACCCCUAUUUGGGAGUAGGUGGUAAAGACUGUAAGUCACGGGAUGGAGUGGGGAGGGGAAUCAGUGCAGGGUCUGGGUUGAGCCCAAGAGUGGCGGUGAAGACUGGCCAUAGUGGGGCCCACUCUUCUCCCCUACUGGCUUGAGAGUUCCUUUCAGGCAAAAUGGUGUUGGUGGCAUUUGAUUCCAUGUCCCAGGGCUGGGUCCAGGGUGUGGAGGACUGGAGGACAUGAUCAAGGUUUGUAGUAUUAAACUCAAUAGCACAAAGCAAGGUCAGACAAGGGGUAAGAAAAAGGGGUCAGAAUUGGGCGCAGGCAUUUGCGUGCACUCAGUUCGGCAUUCACCCCCCAGCACCCCCAUGGCUGGUUCCUCGCAUCCUUUACGACCCAGGCCAGCCCUCACCUCUCUGCCCAUCCUCCAGAGCAGCACCCUCACCUCAUCAUCCUCUCUACCCGUUGAUUUCCGUCAUUCCCCUCAGAACUGAUCUUAUUUAUCCGGCUCAUUAGCUUUAUCUGCGGCAGGUGAUGUGAAAGAAUGAUUUCCAAGGUGCUUGGGCUGGGCCAGACCCAGGCCCUGGCAGGGAGGCUGGCAGCAGCCUGAGGAAGCUGGCCCUAGGGCCAGGGGUUAGAGGAGAGGGGAGCAGGGAGAGAUUCCUUUCUCCAUGGGGUGGGGGACUGAUGGAGAUAAUAAAGGGCACGUGAGCAGGGACUGUGCAGAUGGCAGCGUGUGCAGGGUGGCAGGAAUCGGUCAGUGUGCUCAGGCUCAGGGGAGUAAGGACAGGCAGGGUGGGCAAAUGCAGGGGGUGGCCUUCUCAGGGACCUCCCAACCUGAUCUCAUGCCCUUGUUUCCUUCCCCUACACAUCCGCCAUUUUUCCCAUUUGUGCUCCACAACUUUCCUCCCUUCCUGACAGAUUUCUCUACUCAAUUUGACUUCGUUUCAACACUUUCGUUGGGCAAAUUACAUUAAGAUGAAUGUUGCAGGUACCCUUUAUGGUUUAUUUAUCGUGAUACUGUUUGUAUCUCACACUUAUAAAUAACUUAUGUUAUAGCUUUUGUUUGUGGAAAUGUAACUUACAUAUUUUAUUACGCUUUCUGUAAACCUCAAAAAGAAUCUUGUCAAGGAAGCACUCUUAUCAGCAAUCCAAACUAUGGGACGUAAAAACCGACACUAACAUUAUUUUUUAAUAUGCCAAGGAGGCAGGUUACUCUUGCUGUAGUUUGAAAGGUUUGCUGUCAUUGUAAACUUGCACCUCAAUAAAACAUUUAAAAGUCUCAAGAAUGAUUUUAGGAAGUUCAGGGAGGAGGAUGAAUCGGUGGCAGGACCCACAGACACAGCACACAACGGGCCCAGGUCCUGGACUGGCCUUUCGCUGGGAGUGCCUAGUCCCAUUGUGGGUGUCAAAGUGGUUCACAUUGAGUUCUCCCACCCAACUGUCCCCUAGGCCCAGCUGUGAAGGACCUAGUUCAAGGAAUUAUAGUGAAAAAGAAACACGAGUUUUGAGGUCAGGCAGAUCUGACUUUGAAUUAUGGCGUGUCUACUUUCUAGCUAUGUGGCUUUGGGUCAGUCUUUUAGUCUCAGUUUUCUCAUCUCUAAAAUGGGGAUAAUAAUUCUUGACAUUCUUACUAGGAAGCGUAAAAUGAGACAGCAGUUUGCAAUGCUUAUUUGGUGCUCAAUAAAUGAUAGCAGUUCUGAUUAUUUUAUGUUCAUCUUAAAACAUUUAAGACCAG
Cercocebus atys (sooty mangabey) is the source of this 5644-nucleotide messenger RNA. RefSeq lists its product as uncharacterized. The record is from RefSeq and is a predicted model, not a curated record. NCBI's taxonomy places the organism in Eukaryota, Metazoa, Chordata, Mammalia, Primates, Cercopithecidae. The coding region runs from base 129 to 542 and encodes 137 amino acids. The transcript has a single exon.